CCCCUCCCUCUGCUGCCUAUAAAUUCUCUCCUCUCUCCCCUCCCUCUCUCUCUUCUCUUCUUCCUUCAUCAUCAUCCUUUCACUUCUACAGAGGUCAACCACAACGCAACUUCUGCUCUUACUUCAUCCUUGUGACGACCAUUUAUCAUCAUCCGAGAUGGCAAAACCUACCUUAUGCCAGCGCAAAAUGCUUGACGCACAAGCUGUGCAAGCUGGGCAAGCCUCCACUCCCCCGUCGGAAAGCUAUUGAUCAAAGACCGCAUUAGCUACCAGGUCUCACUAACCCCCACACAGACCGAGAUCGAUAUGGUCAUCGAGGAGACUCUUCUUGAUCAGCAGGAAACGAUUGAAGAUUGUAACGUCCCGCUUGAGAUCGCCGCUAUCAAGACGCUCCUCGGCCAGCAACAGGACUCAAUUGAAGAAAACGGCGAACUGAUCACCAUAGCCGAUGCCAAGAUUUUCGAGCUUGAGCCUGUGAUCAACAAGAUCGAGGAAGAGUUUCCGAUUGUCAAGAACAAACUCCGCGCCUACUGCAAGCAAACGCUCGAUAGUUUCUCCGACGAGCUUGACGAUAUGGCUAGGGCCGACAGAGACAAGUGGGACUGUGUUCACGAAAGUGGUAAAAUGUCCGAGUUGAUCGACAAGGUGUCAGAGGAGAAUGCGACGCUCAAGGAGAAGAUUAAAACGCAGAAAUCUGCCCUCAUUAAGCAGAAGAUCGCCCUCAAAGAGGAGAAGGAUGCCAACAAGCAGCUCAAGUCCGACGUGGCCAGCAUGAUGCGUCGACUUGUUGCAGUCGAGGAAGUCGUUCACCCGGCCAUGUGCGAGGCGGCUGAGCAGAAGCUUGGAGAGCUGGGUGUCUGA
Molecule: messenger RNA, 861 nt
Organism: Fusarium oxysporum Fo47
Lineage: Eukaryota; Fungi; Ascomycota; Sordariomycetes; Hypocreales; Nectriaceae
Exons: 3
Coding region: 307-861 (184 amino acids)
Source: RefSeq, a predicted model, not a curated record